AUGAUUAAAAACUUUUUAAAUUGGAUCAAAACUAUAAAUAUCAAAGAUAUAUACUCAUUUAGGAAUCAAGUUCCGAUUAAAGAAGUAAAUUAUGGAAUUGAUGAUAUUUCUAAAAAGGAAGAUUAUCGAAUUGCAAUUUCUCAAAAUGGAAAAUUUAUUGUUACAUUUGAUACGGCAAACCUUCGGAUUAAAAUAUUGGAAAAUAAAGAUCAUCGUCCAUUCACAUCCAGUAAGAAAGAAGUCAAUUCCAACGAUAAUAAUAAAUAUUGUGGACUCGACAACCUUGAUGAACUAGAUGAUAUUGGUCAAACUAUCACUUAUUUUAAAAUAAAUAAUGACUUUAUGAUUGAAAAAUUCUAUAAAGAAGAAUAUAAACCUUCUUUAUUUGAAGUCGAUUCUUUAGACAGCGAUAUAAUCAAUGCAAGCGACUUUGAAUGGUCUAUUGAUAUAUCAAACAUGCAAGAGAUUAAUGAUGGCGGAUCUUUUAUUCUUAUCGCUAUAUCUCAUAUAAACGUUAACAUGGAUAUGAGGAGAACUGAAAAUAAAAAAAUUGAUAAUAAAAAGAAUGAUUAUAAAAAAGAAAAUCUUAAUAAAAUAAGAUUUAAAUGUUCGUCACUGUCUGAAAAGUAUGAAUUAAAAGAUGAAGGUAAUAAACCUGACGAAGCUUGCGAUAUUGCAAUUAAUAUGAAACCAAGACCUACAAAUAAGAUUAUGACUUGUCAUUAUUCUAAUCAAAUUUCAGGAAUAUGUAGAUUUAUUGAUGAUUCAAGUAAAGACGAUUCAAAAUCGUUAAACGAUUCUCGAAUAAAAAGAUUUAUAAUAUUGAAUUUUCGUGGGAUAUAUAAUUUUGAAUUUGAUGAUCAUUUUGAUUCUUUUAAUUUGAAUGAAAAGUUUGAAUAUCCAACUAAUAUUAGACGUGAAUUAGAUAUUUGGUACACUGAUAAUUGCAUGAAACGACUUUUAUCAUGUAUUUAUGAUAAAUAUUUUUUUGUUCCACAAUACAAAAAUGAUGUGUUAUUACUUAAAGUUUAUGAUCUUGCAAAAAUGGAAUUAGAGACUACUAUAAAAAAAAGUAAAAACAAGAAUUAUUUCACAUUAAACUCCAACGACAACGCCUUUUCUUUUAGUAGAUUACAACUUUGUUUUACUCGAGGAAAUAAUACUAUAAGGUUGUAUUAUAUAAAAAAUGGUUUAGAAGUUGCUUUUAAAAGUUUUAAAGAAAUAGAACGAAUAUAUUUAUUGGAAUUUAUUGAAAAUGAUGAAAAGUUGCUUAUAAUAGGGAAAGAACAAAAAUUAAAAGAGAUUAAUGAAAACAAAGAAAUGAACAAAGAAGAAAAGGAGAAAAGAAAACAAGAGAUAAUUGAGAUAAUUGAUAAAAAUGAAGGUAUAAAGGUGAAAAGGAAAGAAAAAGUAAUUAAAUUAAAAUAUAUUAUAGAAAAAUUUCAUAUGGUAACACACGCUUGUAAAGCAUUAGUACAUCUUAAUAAGCGUUUUAAAAGUAGUAACCAUCUUGCAAAUAAUUACAUUAGAAUACACGAAUACGAAAAAAUGUUUAGCUAUAUUGAACAUAUAGUUUGGAAAUUUGCUAAAUAUGAACCAGAAAAUUUUAGAUUGUUGGAUGUUCGAUAUAAUGUUAUGAAAAAUUUGAUUCUUGGUGAUUGUGAUUAUUUGAUAAAAUUCAUACUAUUUGGAGAUGAAGAGGAAACUACUGAAAGCAGUGUGGUUCGACAUAUACCAAAUAGUGAAUUAUGGCCAGGAAAAAUGUUUUUAAGAGAUGAUGAUCUUGACUUUGAUGAAAGCAAUGAUAUGCUAAUAGGACGUGAACUUAAAGAUACGAAUGCUAUUGCUUAUUUUUUGGAAUAUUAUUCUAGACGUGCAACUAAUUAUGCAGAUUGGAUGUGUACCGUUUCUAAGGCAAUUCCUUUGUUAUUUAAAUAUAAUUAUGAUGAUUAUGCUAGAAAAUUAUUUUCUAGAGAAUGUUUUAUAAAUCAGGAUCAUUCCUUGAUUCAAGAUUCUAAUGAAAUUAUUCCAAGGGUAUACUUAGAAAGACGUAAUCAUAACAUUAAAUUUAGAGCAUUCAGUCCUAUAGUCAAACUGAAGUCUAUUAAAUAUGGGUGGUACGAUUAUUGGAUUCGAACCCCAUUUAAAUCUUUGUAUGAUAGUAUAAUCAAAUUAAAAAAUGAUAUAGUAAUAAUGUAUGAAAAUUUUGAUAAUGAACUUGGAAAAUCGACGUUAGCUUUACGAGUGGUUCCACUUCCCGGUUUUACUACAAAUAAUAUUGUAGAGAAAAAAGUAGAGUAUAAUUUUUUAAAGAUAUUAUUAAAUAUUAUUCUAUUGCUAUUCAUACCACGAUUGUACAAAAUUGGUCAAUCUGAGAGAAUUAAGCUAAGCCCCUUUUCUAGGACAAUAUUGUGUGAGAAUGAUGAUACACAUGAUAUUUAUGACAAUCCAGCAAUUGAAGCGGUUAUCAAUUUUCAAUGGCAAAAAGCAAAAAAUUUCUUCUUUUCUCUCUUCAUUCGGUUUCUUGUUUUUGCCACUUGUUUUGGGUUAGUUAGCUGGGCAUAUUUGGAUCAUAGCACUAUUAUUAAUCAAAAUUUUUUGUUUAUAUUGAUUAUUGUGUUCUAUUAUUUAUCAAUUUAUCAACUUAUUACUGAAGUUUUACAGCUUCGUUAUCGUGGAUUUAAGAAAUAUUUUAGUGAAAUAUUUAAUAUUUCUGAUGUAAUUUCUACUGUAUUUGCUGUAACAAUAAUGACAAUAAUGCUUAAAAAUUAUCAAUUUUCUGAUGGUUUUGAAAGUGUUAAAGAAAUUAACAAUGGAUUAAUUAUUGCGAUUUCAUUCUCAAUUUUCUUGGUUUGGAUUGAAUUGGUAAUCUUUGAUUUGGUUGUGUUGCUCAAGGAUCCUGCAAAUAUUAGGAUGAAAGAUUCUACAUAUAGUGGAGUUGCUACAAAUUCUUUAACAAAUGAGACAUUUAAUAUUAAACUUAAGUCCGAUUUUGAUCCCAAAUCUGACGAUAAUCCAUUUACAUCCUUUUCUAAAGCAAUAAUGGCUGCAUAUUUUUGGACUAGUAAUAUUUGGGUUCAAAUAGAUAGAUUUGAUUUUUGGGCUGUUGAUUCAUAUACUUUUAUUGCUAGUAUAUUCCUGGUAUUCGUUUUACAAAACAUGUUAAUAGCUUUUAUGAGUGGCGUAUAUGAAAGUGUAACAGCUACAAGUAGGCUAAUUUUGUUAAGACAUCAAGCAAAUUUCAUAGCAGAUUAUGAAGCAUUGCAUCAUAUUCAUCUUUGGAGUCCCGAACCUGAACCAAAACAUAUUUAUUAUUAUUGUCAAACUAAAACUAUUGAAGAAUGGUAUAAUGUAAGAAAAGAUGGACCCGGUCUUAUUUAUAAAGAUAUUGAAGAAAAAUUCAUUGAUAAACAUGUUUUUAAAGAAAAAGAUUAUGAUAAAUUUUCUAUUUUGGAAUGUAAUGAUGAUAAUAAUAUUAAAAAGAGAAUUGAAAAUUUUAAAAAUAUAGGUAAUGAAAUGAAUAAUAAUAUUGAAUAUUUGAUUAAAAGAUUUAAAAGUAAAAAUUUAAUUGAAGAAAUUGAAGAAAUUGAAGAAAUUAAUGAUAUGAAAAUUGAUUUAAAAGCUAAUGUUGAAAAAUUGUAUCAUAAAUUAGAGAAAAUGGAGAAAUAUGAGAUUUUGUAA
Rhizophagus irregularis DAOM 181602=DAOM 197198 is the source of this 3681-nucleotide messenger RNA. Lineage: Eukaryota; Fungi; Glomeromycota; Glomeromycetes; Glomerales; Glomeraceae. The record is from RefSeq and is a predicted model, not a curated record.